Molecule: messenger RNA, 375 nt
Organism: Striga asiatica
Lineage: Eukaryota; Viridiplantae; Streptophyta; Magnoliopsida; Lamiales; Orobanchaceae
Source: the annotation of a GenBank genome assembly
AUGAAAUUACGACCAUCUCUGCAAAUCUGGUCAGACAAGCGACGGACCUCGAACCUUGACCUAAUCGAAUCACGACAAAACUCCGAGCUGUCGCGAGAAUAUUCCUGUGAGAAAACUGUCCCGACCGAGGGACUUCAAAUGAGUUUGCAAUCUAAUCGAGCUGCACGACGGAUUUUCGAACACGUCAGGUGGUCGAGAAGCUUCGAGCAAACGUGCAAUCUGGUCGAGCUGGCGAAGGGUUCCGAGCGAAAGCGGCUGAAGACGAUCAUGUUUGGCUUCCCUCCGUAUGCUGGCAUCAACCUCCCCUGCAAUGGUGACAGUACGGGCAUAGGACUUGACUCCAUGGCCCACGAUGUUGUGACGGACUACUGGUGA